ACAAGAUUACUGAAUCUCGAUAAUAGCAACAGGAUGCCGAGCGGAAAACUUCGAUGUACGAGCGACUAUCGCCGGCCAGAGACACAGAAUCCAGGAGACUUCUGGUGGAUCUCGAAACACAAGUGGAAUGAACUGAUGGCAGACUUGAGCGACUCGACAAAGUCUGCUACGGCGCAUACGAAGCGAUACAAAUACGAUCUGGCAGGCCGUCUCAUGGAGACCGGCGAAGGGGUCUCGCCGAUCAUUUCGUGUACGACGUGCUUGAAGAAAGGAGUCGUUUGCAAAGUUCGACGUGAUCCUGAGAGCAGGUUCAUGGCGUGCGCCUACUGUUCAUUCAAGAGUAUUAGGCAAUGCAAUGCGGCCAUGGGCGUGCCACAGGGGCCUCAGAUCAGUAGCCAGGCUGACACAUCUUGUUCUCUUGUUGAGGCUCUGGCAACAUCCGCAAACGGUGUGCAGACCACGAAUCCCGAACAUUCGGCAAAAGAUGAUGAUGAUGAUGGCGAUGAACUUUCCCUGGAAGACUUCACAUCACAGAUCAUGAACCGUGUCUACCAAGUCAUACGAUCAACCAACGAUGCACUGGUACCCAUACUGGUUGAUAGAAUCAGGGACGAGUUUCGGACUAAAAUUCAGUCUCAGAUCCAGGUGGGCAUUCUAGAGCAACUCAAGAGCCAGACCGACAGUGAUUCUCAGCUCGCUCGCAAUAAUCAGCUUCAGGAACUUCAACGUCGUCUAGAGACCAAGAUCGGGGAUCAGAUACAUGAUCAUAUCCGAGCGGUUGUUCAAGAAGAGAUAUGUGCGACAAAGCAGCAGCAGCAACAGCAGCAACAGCAGCAACAGCAGCUGCAGUGUGAUAUCCUUGCAACAUUGCAAGGCCUCAUCAGCAAGGCUGCAACUCAGAUCAAGGAGGAGGUUUUGUUAGACCUUCACGACGAACACCGCGAGAGGAGCAUCGCCUUGCCGUUAGACGUCGAGCCUGUUCGCGAGACCAAUCAACUUCGAGAAGAAGUAUUACGUCUCAAGGUACAGAUGGACGCGCUGUAUUCCCUCUUGGCUGCCGGACGCCAAUAGCUUGUGUCACUCGACCGUCGCAGGCUUAAGCAGUAGGAACAUGUCGUCGAAGGAUGAGGUGGACGAUGUCGACAGCGAUUCCGAAAUGCGGGAGAUAGGCCGGUCGUGUGUCUACACAGUGCAGAACCAUGUUGAAAUAUGUCAUGUCAGGAUUGUUUGAUACGAAAGAUGGCCAUCUGGACAGCACUUCGUUCAAAAG
This is a messenger RNA of Dissoconium aciculare CBS 342.82, 1270 nucleotides long. RefSeq lists its product as uncharacterized. The record is from RefSeq and is a predicted model, not a curated record. Bases 34 to 1071 code for a protein of 345 amino acids. The transcript has 2 exons. NCBI's taxonomy places the organism in Eukaryota, Fungi, Ascomycota, Dothideomycetes, Mycosphaerellales, Dissoconiaceae.